Messenger RNA from Haliotis rubra (blacklip abalone), 1489 nucleotides. RefSeq names its product tripartite motif-containing protein 2-like. Lineage: Eukaryota; Metazoa; Mollusca; Gastropoda; Lepetellida; Haliotidae. The coding region runs from base 26 to 406 and encodes 126 amino acids. Gene Ontology annotation, biological process: positive regulation of DNA-templated transcription. Gene Ontology annotation, molecular function: ubiquitin-protein transferase activity. Gene Ontology annotation, cellular component: chromatin; nucleoplasm. The record is from RefSeq and is a predicted model, not a curated record. The transcript is spliced from 3 exons.
AGUAGGUAAAUCCAAUUAUACAAAGAUGGCGACCGCCGGGCUAGAGAAGAAAGUAAAGGAUAAUUUCCUGACGUGCUCCAUCUGCUUGGAGAUGUACACAGACCCGUGUACACUGAGGUGUGAUCACACAUUCUGCAGGAAAUGUGUCACCUCAUACAUCCAAACCAGACCUGAUGCUGUACAGUCCAAGACCAUCCCCUGUCCCUGCUGUCGACAAGAUACCAAGGUCCCCCACCCCAGCAGGCCGGUGAAGGAGUGGGCGGGGCAGAUCAAACCCAGCAUCAUUAUAGAGGGGCUGAUUGACACCUAUAGAUCCGAGGUGGCUGUGCCAGGAACCUCAAGCACCUGUUGUACGAUCUGUCAGCAACUAGGGGAAACAACUCCAGGGGUCUUGUGGUGUCCUUAGUGUGAAGUGGUCCUCUGCGACAAAUGUGUGAAGAUACACCGGGUGACCCCUGUUUCACUGAACCAUGAUAUGUGUGACCUGUCGUCUAGGUCAAAGGUCAAACGGAGGAUCAAGUGUACGGAACACAAGAGUAACCGUGUUGAGUUCCACUGUCAAGACUGUGGGAAAGCUGCCUGUCAGACAUGUUGUAUCAUCUACCACAGAGCUUGUAAAACUGUCGUCACCAUUGAGUCUAUGAAGCUAGGGAUGAAGGCAGCACUGAUGGAGAAGAGACUUGGCAUAGAAAAGAGACUGAAAGUGAGGUCGAAGAAAGUAGACAUACGAAACGAGAAGCUCCAAAGUAAUUCUAGAAUCACAGAGUCAGCUGUUCAAAAUAUUAGAUUGAUCUGCCAGACAGCGAUUAACAAGAUUAAACAGAAAAAAACACAACUCUUGGAUGAACUGAAUACCAUAUCACAGACAUACGCCGACCAACUCCAAGCUGAUGUGAAGGUGGAAGAGAUCGAGAUGCAGAUGUACAGACAACAUUGCGAGUUCAUUGACCAGGCCUUGGUAUCGGACUGUGAGAUGGACCUGUAUGACGCGUAUCAGGCCUGGAAGUCUGGAGCUGUAGAGAUGGAGGAUGUCAGGGAUACAGAGGCAGCAGACACCCGGAGAAUAGAUCACAUCGGGUUUACACCUGACACUGACAAUGUCCUUAAGGCCCUAGAUAACCUGCAGUUGGGGAAGAUUGACGUCACAUACCGGGAUCAGGAGCAUUGUGUGCCAUCUUUAGUGCUGGUUGACACGAUAGACAGGAGGGUGGAGGAUGAUGAUAUGAUGAACUAUUUCUUUUCUUGGCUGACAGUCCUGACUGUAGGUGAUAUGCAGACAUGUGUCGUCACUUACGAUUCUAACAAUUUCCUGAAAUCUUUUUACACUAGAGACAAUCACCCAUGCCACAGUAAGCUUCCCCUGGAUAACUCUCCACGUGGGAUAACACAGUUGAAGCAGAAGCAGGUGAUGGUUGCUGUCCCUGAAUCCCGCCAGAUUGUAACAGUAGAAGUGACCCCCGACCUGGUGCUGCUUUCUAUCAUCAAAACA